Amphibalanus amphitrite is the source of this 1912-nucleotide messenger RNA. It is a transcript of the gene NiPp1, whose product is annotated as nuclear inhibitor of protein phosphatase 1-like. The record is from RefSeq and is a predicted model, not a curated record. Gene Ontology annotation, cellular component: nuclear speck. NCBI's taxonomy places the organism in Eukaryota, Metazoa, Arthropoda, Thecostraca, Balanomorpha, Balanidae. Bases 162 to 1196 code for a protein of 344 amino acids. Gene Ontology annotation, molecular function: protein serine/threonine phosphatase inhibitor activity; protein binding; mRNA binding. The transcript has 6 exons.
AGGGACCCUUAAAAAUGUCAUUUACGGCGCACACAGACGCAAAUAUUGCCGGAGAGGGAAUGCUGAAUGCUGUGUGGACAGUGGAUUUAGGAGGAUUUAUCAAGAAAUAAACGGCCAAAUGAGUGAAAACUGAUAAAAUUUAAGGAGUCGUCGAGUGCGAAAUGACAAGCCACUACAAUGUUCCUGGCUGGGCAGGGAAGGCUCCUGUUGGCCUUCAUCUGGAUGUGCUCAAAGGAGAGAAACUUACUCAGAAGCUGAUGGUGGAUGAAAAGCGCUGUUACCUGUUUGGACGAAAUCCUCAGCUAAAUGACUUCUGCAUAGAUCAUGCCAGCUGCUCUCGAGUUCAUGCUGCCCUGGUGUGGCACAAACACCUUGAUCGAGCCUUUUUGGUUGAUCUUGGCAGCACACAUGGUACGUUCAUCGGCUCGAUGCGAAUUGACGCCAACAAGCCGACCCAGCUGCCGAUCGACUCGGCGUUCCACUUUGGCGCCUCGACGCGCGUGUACAUGCUGCGCGAGCGUCCGCAGCAGGCCAGCAAGCCGGUCAUGGAGGAGCUGGAGCUGGCCGGCGAGGAGACGCACGGAGAGCUGCUCGGACUGCCCGAGACGGAGACAGAGCUCGAUAACCUGACCGAGUUCAACACGGCCCACAACCGGCGAGUGACGAUGCUGGGUAUUGCCGAGGACGACUUCAAGCCGGUGGGCAGGCGGCGCAGCCAGAAGCGCAGCGUCACCUUCAACGAGGAGGAGGAGGUCAUCAACCCGGAGGACGUGGACCCGUCGGUGGGCCGCUUCCGCAACCUGGUCUCCACCACCGUCAUACCGAUGAAGAGGGCGCGCGUGGAGCCGGCCUCCUCGGCGUCGGCUCCGGCGCCAGCGCGCCACCAGCGGCGGCUCUCGGACACCGGUGCCGGCUCUCUGUACGGAGACCUGCCGCCGGCCGACGGCGCCGCCUCGCCGCCGGCCGCCGGACACAGCACGUUCGCCUUCAGCCUGACCAGCAAACUGGGCAUCGGCGUCAACCCGGCGCCGGAGGUGGAGGAGCGCGUUCCGGAGCCAGAGGUGCCGGCGGUACCGGCCGGCGCCGCCGCGCUGGUCGGACCCGUCGAUAACCCCGCCGCCCACGAGCCACGCAAGAAGAAGUACGCCAAGGAGAUGUGGCCGGGCAAAAAGUCGGCACCCGCCCUCCUCGUCUGAAGAGUGCGAGGUGUGGUGGUAUCCUUUUGCCGAGUCUGUGAGGUGUGUGUGGCGGUGCCUGGCAGUCGGUUGUGGACGAGCUCGCCAGGUUGGGAUAGGGUGGCCGCUGGACCUCGUGACAGUGUGUAUGGACGCCGCUAAACUCGGUCGUGCGGUGCCGCGCCAUCAGUCAAGACUCCUGUGCCACUCCGUUUCGGCAACUACGUAUCUGCCCCGAUGGAGUAACACACUGUCUUGCAGGCUGUCUUGCCCGACCUUAGUCUUCGUAUUUUGGUUAUAUAGGGUAUUGUACAGAAGAGGGGCUUCAUAUCCACCAGGCAGACCGUCUUACGUCCUCGUGGCACAGCUGCCAUCUCAUCUCAUGUAUGUUUCGUGAUUGCACCUCUGCUAUCAGUUAAGGUGUGUUUCCGAAAUCGUUCUUUCCCUACAUUGUUUUUCUUCUGUGUGAAUGUAGUGGCGACACGCUGUCUCGAUGUGUUGGUCUGUGGGUCUGAAAGGUGGCCCCAUCCCGCCGCUACUCAGGUUUGUGCUGUGUGGAGGCGGACGCUGUGGUGUUCGGGGUGUUUUUAUUGUCACUGCCGUUGUUUGUUACGUUCUGCGCGCCGGGCCGGGCGGCUCGACUCCUCUGCUCGCGUCUAUAGAGCUGCUGACUGACUGCGUGCUGUACCCCGAACAUCUCGGACGGUGCUCCACUAUCGAAUACACAGUGAGCUGAG